ACUAUCGCAAUAUCAUCACGGGUAAAAACACAGUUGCUUGGCUCAGUCUGAACUCGAGUUCACUCAGUCUACAACCGUUUUCGACGAGACUUCAAUUAUAAAAUUUUCAUUUGAACUUUGAAAAAAUAAAAAUUAUAUAAUUUCAAUUAUUCAUUCUGAUAUAUAGUUAACGUAUAAAUAUAAACUAAUAUGAAAUUUUCUUGAAACUAUAGAUAAAUAAAAUUAUUUACUAUUUGUAUUGACUUUUGUUUUAAGUUGAAAAAAUUUCGUUGUCGUCGUCGUUGCGAUUAUAUAAACGGUUUUUUAAAGAAAAAAUUAUAUACAUAAAUUAUAACGCUUUAAUAAUUAUCGGGUUUAAAAAAUUAUCGGUUAAUAAAAAAAGAAAAAUAAAUUUUCUUCUUUGAGCAAGAACGAGACACACAAGAGGUGAAAGGCAGACGACCGAGAAGCCAAUAGAGCUAAAAAAUAAAAAAAAAAGGAUCAAAUAAUAUUAUUCUAGUUGAAAAAAAAAGAAGACAGCAACAAUGGCAGCAUUCGUAGCUAAACAAAUGGUGGGGAACAAACUGAACGCCGUUAAAGGUGCGGUAGGUGGAGAGGGUGGCGACGAAGAUGACAAGGAAAAGGAAGAGGAAGCAGAGAGAGAACGACAGGAGGCAAUCAAAGAAGCUGAGGAAAGACGAAAGGAAAAACAUCGUAAAAUGGAAGAAGAACGAGAAAAAAUGAGACAAGAAAUAAGAGAUAAGUAUAAUAUUAAAAAACGAGAAGAAAUUCAAGAAAUACCACAAGAAGAACCAAAUCCUCUUAUGCGCAAAAAAAAGACACCUGAAGAACUAGCAGCAGAAGCUGAAGCUGAAGAACAAGAUGAGCUUACGAAACUGAAGCAGACACUAGAAACACACGUGACAGAGCUCAAAACACAGAUUGAGAACAGAUGCAAUUUACAAUGAGUUAAAAAGUAUUAUAAUAGGCAGUGAGAUAAUAUGCUUGACUCUACCACUGCCCCAGGUCACAUUCACUAGGGAAAAUGACAUGUGUUUAGACAAACCCAACAACACCCCAAGAAUCAUUAAAAUAUGAACAAAAAAGAAAAUAAACAAAAUUCAGGAAUUAUAUGAAAAACAAAUUGAACACUAAUAAUAAUACUUUUAAAAUAAAUAUAAACAAAAAUUUAGUACAUGAUAUAGAUAAAUAAAUGAAAUAAAUAAAUUUUAAAAAACCGAAAAUAAAUGAGAAAAAGAGAGAGAAAGAGAAAAGGUUGAAAUUCAGUCACCGUUCAAUCGUUGAUUCACGGCACGAAUUGGCGAAUGUGCCAGGAAAAACCCGUUGGAAAAUAGCUUUAAAAUAAAACAAAAAAAAAUAUAUGUAUAUAUAUAUCUGCAGAGUAGCUAAAAACCAAGAGAAGGUAAAAGAAGCAAAGAUAAAAAAUACCAAAAAAAAAAAAAAGAAAAAGAGUAUAAGACAAAAAGAAAAAGCAUACCAGUAGUAAAUUUAUACUUGAACAAGGAAAAUACUUUGAAAAUCGAUAGGUAUGAAAUUCUUGUCACGCAUUUUUACAAUAGUCGAGUAUCAUUCAGGGAAUUCCAGUGUGAUCCAGCAAAAUGGGGCUUGACUCUAGAGAUGUUUUUUGGAUCAGGAUAAAAAUGAGGGUUGAGUGGAACACUCGGAAGUUUUUGUGUUAACCUUCUUCAAUAUUCCUGACACAAGAAUGUAUUUUAUCAAAAAACUAAAAAAAUAUAUAUAUCUACAGAUUUUCAACUAAAUUAUUUCAAGAUAAUAUAUAAUAUUUGAAAUAAAAAUUGCAUCAUUAAAUUUUUAAAAAAUAAUAAUAAAUUGAUUGAAAGCCAUGAGGGAUUUUAAUAAAUUACUGGUUCAAUCACUCAAUACGAGUGUCUAUAUAUAUACCCAUUGACGAAGGAUUCUAUUGUUCAAAUGUCAAAUGAAUAAUGUGCUUUGGCUUCUGGCAUUCUAUACUCUCACCAAUUUCAAUUCAUUUCAAUGCCGUCAAUCAUACCUCAAACAUUACUCUCAAGGUAUAAAUUUCUCCCCAGUAAUUCAAGACUAAUGCACUUGACAAUAUUUUUUCAACUUUUUUUCUUCUCUAAUAAUACAUCAAGUUGAUUCAAACAAAAAAAAAACCUUGAAAGUAUUGCCGUGAAUACAAUGAACAAUGAAAAAAAAAAAAAAAACAAGAGCAAGAACGAUGACUCAAUUUCAAAAGUAACAAAAAUGUUGCCUGAUAUAUAAAAAAAAAAGAUCCUUUUAGUGACCACAUACAUAUACACAGUAAACGGGGAAAAUGAUGAAUGAAAUUGAAAAAAAAAAAAAACUAAUAAUAACAAUAUUAAUAACCAAGUAAACUGUUUGAUAAUUAAGAUAAAAAACUAAGUUAUGUAGCCCGACACUGUUUGAAUAAUAAUGAUUUAAAAUAAAAAAAAAAAUAAUAAAAAAUGAAAAAAAAUGAAUAAAUAAAUAAAUAAAAAAAAAAAAAUUUUAAAUAGUAUUAAUUGAUGAUAAAAAUGAAAUAAUUAAAUUAUAUAAAUAAAGUAGUUAGGGACAUAGGGCCAAGGGGACGAGAGCCUUUUGUGUGUGAUUUUAUGAACGUCAACAUGUGUGAAUGUUACGACUGAGUUAAUUUGAAAAAAAAAUAAUAAUAAUAUUAUUAAUAAAAAUUGUUUUGCCUCAAAAUUAAGUUAUAACGAGAUGAUUGAUUAAUUGUUCAAAUUAUCAACAUGAAUAAUGAUUAUUCGAGUGAGCUAAGCUCGAUGGUCCUUGCCUCGUUCUUUGUAAUGUUGAAAAAAAAGUGUUAAAAAAAUUAAAGGUAAAAGAAAAAAAAAACAAAAAAAAUUACCAAGGGUCACGUAGUUGACAUUUGUUAAAGUUAUUUAAAUAGUUUUUAUGUUAAACUUCAUGACGAAUUGAAAAAAAAAAAAAAAGUCAUCGUUGUUUUAAAAAUAUAAAAAACAAUCAUCAAAAAUAUAAAAAAUAAAAACGAAGCACCGACCACCGUGCAGGUGAUGCAUGCCUUAUAUAAUUAAAAUAUAAAUACAUUAAAUUAUUAAAAUCAUAUGAUAAUGAAAUUUUUUUGAUUAAGCAUGGUAAAGAGAACAAAAAAAAAAUAAUAUAUAUAUAUAUAAAUAAGCGUUGAACUUUCAUGUCUGAUAGAUAAAUAAUUUGGCACUGCGGAUAAAGGGAGACCGACAAAAAAAAAAAAAUAAUAUUGUCACUGUAAUAUGUAAGAAAGUAUAAAAAAAAUAUAAUAAAUAAUAAAGCAAGAAAAAGUUAUGUAUAAACGGGAUUAUGAAAAUUCAAAAAAAAAAAAAAAAAUUACUGUGCAAUCGUCAUACCAUUUUUGUAUGAAAAAAAAAAAAACAAAAAAAAUAUGUGAAAAAAAAAAAAAAAAAAAGUAUUUUUUUAAUUUCAACGUUGUUAUGCAACGUUGUUCAAACUUUCGCGGAUUUAGAAAAAAAAAAUAAUAAUAAAUAAUUAAAUAAAUAAAAAAUAAAUCACCAUGAAAAACCCCUUCAUUCCAUUAACCCUUGGGAAUUUAUACCCUCUGGUAAUUUCAUAAUUUUUUUUACCUCUUUUUAUUUUUCCUUUUCAUCCACUUUUUGGUCUAUUCUUAAAUAUUUUUUUUCUUAAACUCUUUUUUCGUAAUACAUAUUUUCACGAGCGGCAUUUUCACGUUUGGACGGAACUGCAUCCUCGAAUCAGCGCGUUUCAGUGGAAAAAAAUAUAAAACUAUUAACAAUAGAAAAAAAAAAUCUCCAUCUCGAGAUAUUUUAAUUUUUAAAAAAUAUUUUAUUAUUUUUAUUAUUUUAAAUUCUAUAUCACAACGCGUUUUUCAAAGAUACUCGGUAAAAAAAAAAAAAAAAAGAAAAAAGAAAACUGCAUUUUUCAAUGUUUAUCUUCAUGUUUAUAAAUUCAAUCUCAAUGUUGCAUGUAUACGUGUUAAAUUUUAAUGCUUGUAUGUUGUUGAUGUUACUGGCUCGUGUCCUCUUUGUCGUCCACACGACCUCGGGCCCAAUUCCCAUUUUUCCCUUAAUUUAAAAUAAUUUCCCUUCAUACAAAAAUUCAUAAUACACGAGCAAUAAAAACAAACAAUAAAAACAAUUAUUACAUGUGUAACAUAAACAUUACUAUAUACAUACAUUAUUAUAUAUAUUUUUUCAUCAAUACAUAAACAAUGACAUAUAUAUUUUUUAUGAAUGACAUUUAAAGAUUAUAAUAGAAUCAAACUUGUCAAGAUGAUAUAUACUAAACAAUUGACACCACUCUGAUUAUUAAAAAUAACGCGGGAAAUAUUUUAUGGGACACGAGGUCCUGGGCACAAAUGUCUUUCUUAUUUCACACCUUUCUCUCUGUCUCAUCCUCUCUCUUUCUCUAUUCAAAUAAAUUUUAUGACUUGUCAUUUAAAAAAAUUUUUUGUACUCUAAUAAAUUAAAAAUUUACUCGAUUUAUUUAUUUAUUUUUCUAGCUAUUUUGCCGUUCCUUUCUCCAUUCCAAUUCAAUACUAAAAUUAUAUAUAUUUUUGUUUUUUUUUUUUUUUCCAUAUUCUCCAUUGAAAUAUUAAAAAAAUUGUAUUAAUUUUCUCUGGUGAAUUCCGCGAAUCAAAUCCAAUGCGAUAUUACUCAAAGUCAAUUACUUAAUUAAACAAAAAAAAAAAAAAAAUGAUUAAAGUAAAAAUAAAAUUACUACCCAAAUAUGUAUAUUUGAUUAGCUAUUUUUUUCUCAAAAAUAAAUUAAAAUAAUAUUGAUAAUAAUAUAUUUAAAAUGCAAAGAAACAAAUUGUAAUUCAAUCAUUAUUUCACAACUAUCAAUGAGGGCAUGUUCUCAUAUCUUUUUUCUUCCAAUGGACUGUCCUCGCAAAUAAAAAAAAACCCGAAGAAAAAUAUAAAAUAUAUUUGAAAACAGCAAAACAAAAAAAAAAAAAAAACAGAGAAUUAAUUUUUCUUGAAUUAUAUAAAUUAUAUAAAGAAUAAUAUAUAGAUUAUAUAAAUAUAUAUACAUAUAUAUAAAAAAUAUAUAUAUUUAUAAAUAAAUUAUAUAUUCUUAGUAAAACUUUUCCCUCUUGUUCGCACUUUUAUGUGUCUAUAUACGUGCAUGUGUGUUUAUCUAUUUUAUUCGCUGAGAUAAAAAUUGAAUAAAAUAAUACUACUUUAUUUAAAAAAAAAAAAAAAAAAAAAAAGAAAUUUUAAAU
Messenger RNA from Aphidius gifuensis, 5197 nucleotides. It is a transcript of the gene cpx, whose product is annotated as complexin. The transcript is spliced from 5 exons. NCBI's taxonomy places the organism in Eukaryota, Metazoa, Arthropoda, Insecta, Hymenoptera, Braconidae. Gene Ontology annotation, biological process: neurotransmitter transport; synaptic vesicle exocytosis; regulation of neurotransmitter secretion. Gene Ontology annotation, molecular function: syntaxin binding. Gene Ontology annotation, cellular component: terminal bouton; SNARE complex. The coding region runs from base 525 to 947 and encodes 140 amino acids. The record is from RefSeq and is a predicted model, not a curated record.